AUGCUUGUGCGACGUCUAUGUUUUCCCUUCUGUUACGCCAUAAAAGCUGCAGGCUGUAUUGUUACUCUUGGGAGGCCAAGAGACACCCAAUACUCUCCCCUCCCUCACUUUUUGCUGCCGCUAAACUAUCACCACAUUUCGGGAAUAAAUGAUCCUUCCCGUAAUUCAAAGCUUUCGCGGAGAUUUGCAUCGCUUGUUAGGUUCCGUGAAAAACGAAAAGACAGAUGCUUUCAGAAGAAAAUUCACUACACUUGCCGGAAAGAGGUUGCUGAGAGGAUGCAACGGAAGAAUGGACAGUUUGCAUCAUUGAAGGAAGAGUACAAUUCUCCUACUGAAAACCAGGAUUCUAGCAGUGGUACACCUUGCCCAAAAUCUACUGAGCGUAGAUGUCAGCAUUGUGAAACUGGUGAGAAGUCUACUCCAGUAAUGCGUCGAGGACCGGCUGGUCCAAGAUCUCUAUGCAAUGCUUGUGGGCUCAUGUCUCUUGAAUCUUCCUCAACAGCAACAACCACCACCAUAUCCGCCUUCCAUGCUUUUGCGAUUUGCUUAACUAGCUUUGGCACUAAACUGGCUUGUGAGUAA
Vicia faba (fava bean) is the source of this 582-nucleotide messenger RNA. Lineage: Eukaryota; Viridiplantae; Streptophyta; Magnoliopsida; Fabales; Fabaceae. The record is from the annotation of a GenBank genome assembly.